Molecule: messenger RNA, 357 nt
Organism: Helobdella robusta
Lineage: Eukaryota; Metazoa; Annelida; Clitellata; Rhynchobdellida; Glossiphoniidae
Exons: 2
Biological process (GO): regulation of transcription by RNA polymerase II
Cellular component (GO): nucleus
Molecular function (GO): DNA-binding transcription factor activity, RNA polymerase II-specific; RNA polymerase II cis-regulatory region sequence-specific DNA binding
Source: RefSeq, a predicted model, not a curated record
CGAAGGAAUUCAGUUAGGCGAAAUGCUUGGGGGAAUGCAUCUUAUGCUGAGUUAAUCACUCAAGCAAUUGAAAGUGUACCUGAUAAAAGAUUAACCCUGAUGCAAAUAUAUGACUGGAUGAUUCAGAAUAUUCCUUAUUUUCAUGAAAGAGCAGAUGGGACCAAUUCAAUGGGAUGGAAGAAUUCAGUAAGGCACAAUUUGUCUCUACAUGAUCAAUUUUCUCGCAUUCAAAAUGAAGGAACUGGAAAAAGCAGCUGGUGGGUGGUGAACAAGUCCAUGUUAAAGUCAAGAUUACCAAGAACAAGGCGAGCCACAAUGGGCGACACUGCUCUACUUGAUAAAAAAAGAUUAAAGGCU